Molecule: messenger RNA, 372 nt
Organism: Penaeus indicus
Lineage: Eukaryota; Metazoa; Arthropoda; Malacostraca; Decapoda; Penaeidae
Product: ADP-ribosylation factor H-like
Exons: 4
Coding region: 1-372 (123 amino acids)
Biological process (GO): vesicle-mediated transport; intracellular protein transport
Cellular component (GO): cytoplasm
Molecular function (GO): GTPase activity; GTP binding
Source: RefSeq, a predicted model, not a curated record
AUGGGGUCGAUUUGUACCCGAAGUGAGGAUAUGGUUGUGUCAAGUUAUAUGCCUUCGAAAAUUCUUAUUGCUGGUCUCAGUGGUGCAGGGAAGACUACCUUGCUGUACAAACUGAAGACUGGAAACGUGGCUCUUAUGGAACCUACUGUUGACUUCAACAUCGAAACGGUCUCAUACAGAAACUUCACCUUCACGAUGUGGGACAUAGGAGGCCAGACAGCGACGCCGGAACUGUACAAAUACCAUGUGCAUGAGAUCGCUGCCAUAAUAUACGUAGUGGACAGCACAGCCUCGGAUCGGCUGGACGAGGCGAGGAGACAACUGGACAUGGUGGUUGGUGAUUUGGGUUUCCUGUCGUUCACGCUUACCUGA